Molecule: messenger RNA, 1939 nt
Organism: Phanerochaete carnosa HHB-10118-sp
Lineage: Eukaryota; Fungi; Basidiomycota; Agaricomycetes; Polyporales; Phanerochaetaceae
Exons: 5
Coding region: 167-1699 (510 amino acids)
Cellular component (GO): cytoplasm; membrane
Source: RefSeq, a predicted model, not a curated record
UUUGCUAUGCCCCUGCCACAACCUUGCCAACACUCCUUGACUUUUCACUCUUCUCUCCGCCCCUGUGGCACCCUUUCUACCGGAGACGUGGCCGUAAUUUCUUGACCUUGCAAAGCAGCCGCCCCACGAACCAUCACCUGGUCACAGCUUGAGCCCUGUGUCCUACAUGGACGACCCCAUCCGCGAGGAGAUCACCUUUUCUGCCCGCUUUCCCCUGCCCUUCCGUGUUCUCUUCCUCGGCGGGCUCGGUGUCCUUGGCUGGGCGACAAACCUGCACGGUCUGAGCGCCCUGGGCAUCGACGCCGCCUCCGCGCUCGAGCUGAGCACGCACCAGCCGCACCGUCUGACGCACCACCCGUACUCUGCCUCGGAACCAGACACGCCGCUGCCGACGGCGCGCGGCGGCUGGAAGCUCGUGCCGCACCCGGCGACGCUCUACGGCCCUGUGUACAGGCUCUUCUUCUGCUACGCGAUCGUGUUGUGCCUCGGCUGGGCGUGCUACCAGCAUGCGACCCGCGCCGACGUCGGGCUCGUGGACGUGUACAAGUUCGUGCCUGGCGUGCUCAUGCUCUUCCUGCUCAUGAUGCUCGUCUCGCCGUUUGAUGUCGCGGGGAAGAGGGAGCGCGACAAGUUCUUGCAUUCAAUACGCAGGUGCUUGAUCUCGAAACACCGCAUACACUUCUCCGACGUGGUCUUUGCUGAUAUCUUUACGUCCUUUGCAAAAGUGCUCGGCGAUGUGUGGCUCUCCGUGUGCAUGAUUCUACCGGGAGGAAGUCUUCUGUACCCACCGCCACAACAAGGGCUUGCUCGGUGGAUACUACCAACACUCAUGAGCAUCCCAUAUGCCGUACGAUUCCGACAAUGCCUCGUCGAAUAUUCCUUGACGACAAAUGAAAGCAAACGACCAUUAUACAACGCGAUAAAAUAUGCAACUUCCUUUCCUGUGAUUUUCCUGUCUGCAGCACAGCGGCAAGUAGCAGCGGACCCUGAACUUUUGGGGCUCACCGGGUCGGGACCGUGGUACGGAGAACAUUCCCUAUUCAGACUAUGGUUGUUGUCGGCGCUGAUCAACUCGCUCUACUCAUUCUGGUGGGACGUUACAUACGAUUGGGGUUUCGACCUUCUACGUGUACGGGAGAAGAAGAGUUCUAGCAGCGUGGGUUCGCCACCAAGGCAGCUCAUGCUGCCGCGUCUGCAUUCGCGUUCCGCGUUGCUAGCCUCCGGCCAGGACGACGACGACUCAACAGAAGAGCAACUCGGGACCGAGCAGGGAGACAACCACCCGCGCCCGAGCCGACGCUACCCGUACGGCCUGCGCUCCGUGCUCCUGCUGCCGCUUCCCGUGUAUCCCUUCGCGAUCCUGGUCGACCUCGUCCUGCGGCUCACCUGGUCCGCGAAGCUGUCGAGCCACCUGCACUCGUUCAUUGACGAGGACCGCGCGAUCUUCUUCAUCGAGUUCCUCGAGAUGGCGCGCCGCUGGAUGUGGGUGUUCCUCCGUGUCGAGUGGGAGGUCGUACGCGAGCGCGAGGUGCGCGCGGCCCUGCCCCCGGGGACACGCCUGCGAAGACGUGCGCCGGACGCCAGCGCUGAGGCAGGGUACGAGAUGCUCGGCGAGAGGGAAAGCCGCGCGAACUCAGUUGAGGAGGCUGGGGCUGGGGCAGAAGCGGAGGACUGGAGGAAGUCUGUGGACAGGGAUUAGCGGGAUUCCAGGACGCUUUCGAGGACAUUAGACAUUGGGCCUCUUUGCAAUUGCAUUAGACUCUCUGAAGUACUAUAAGUAUUGAUUAAUGCAUCUCCCUUCGCAUGGUACUCGGUUGCUAAAAUCGGGCCCCGAUUCGGGCCCCCGCAGUGAGACCGUCUGUCAUCACUAAGUUUAGAGCACUUCGUUGCCCCCGCAGCCCCGCCAAUAUGCGCUGUCGACGACAUUGCUUGGCACCGG